This is a messenger RNA of Erinaceus europaeus (western European hedgehog), 2073 nucleotides long. Its product is annotated as acyl-coenzyme A thioesterase 1. Gene Ontology annotation, biological process: fatty acid metabolic process; acyl-CoA metabolic process. The record is from RefSeq and is a predicted model, not a curated record. Bases 277 to 1620 code for a protein of 447 amino acids. Gene Ontology annotation, molecular function: fatty acyl-CoA hydrolase activity. NCBI's taxonomy places the organism in Eukaryota, Metazoa, Chordata, Mammalia, Eulipotyphla, Erinaceidae. The transcript has 3 exons.
CCCAACGCAGGCCUAGGCGGCCACGGCCGCAACUCAAGCCUGGGAGACCACGCCCCCAGCGCAGGCCUGGGAGACCACGCCCCCAAUGCAGGCCGACGCGACCACGCUCCCUAUUCAGGCCUGGACGACCACGCCCCCAACACAGGCCUAGGCGGCCACGCCCCUCUUGUGACCACCUCCCGGAGGUCUAUAGGUCAGGUGUCAACGUUUGACCUUGCGGCCCUUAGGCUUGUUUGUGUUUCGGGCCGGAGUUCAGGCUGCUCAGGUCCCGGAGCCAUGUGGCGGGUGGUCCGGGCCGCUCUCCAGCCCCUUGGGAUGCCCCUGCAGCUCUGGAGGUCGAUAUCCACCUCGUCCCUUUUCUCCCAGAAAGUCGUGACCCUGACCAUCACGCCCCAAACAGGACUAGCCGACGAGCUCCUGCAUAUUAAAGUGGAGGGUUUAGGCCCCGGCGAGCCGGUGACCCUGAGGACGCUGGCCACCAGUUACCGAAGCCGCCUCUUCCACUCAUUCGCCCACUAUGAGGCGGACGGCCGCGGGACGCUGGACCUGGCCCGGGCCCGGGCUCUGGGCGGCGGCUUCACGGGGGUGGAGCCCAUGGGGCUCCUGUGGAGCCUCGCCCCGGUCGGGGCCGGCCUGGAGGGCGCCCAGGUCAGCCAGAUGCGCAGGGGCGUGAUGCAAACCCCCAUCAAGGUGGAAGUGACAGUUCACAAGUCGCGACAGCCCGCGGUGCCGUUGGGCCCGGCGCUGGCUUCCGUGCAGGUGCAACGCUGGUUCUCCAGCCCAGAGCUGGGCCGCACCCGGCUGCAAAACGGCCGCCUGCGGGGCGUCUUUCUGCUGCCCCCAGGAGAUGGUCCUUUUCCUGGUUUGAUUGAUAUCUUUGGUGAUGGAGGAUUAAAUGAAUCUCGAGCAAGUCUCCUAGCUUGUCGAGGUUUUGCUACUCUGGCUUUGCCAUUUUUUGACUACGAAGAUCUCCCUCCACUCAUGAAGGACUUAAAUUUAGAUUACUUUGAGGAGGCAGCUAGAUUUGUGCAGAAUCAUCCAAAGGUCAAAGGUCCCAUGAUCGGAGUGGUUGGUUCUGGCAAAGGGGCGGAGUUGGCAUUCUCCAUGGCCAGCUUUCUCCCUAAUAUAGCUGCAGUGGUGAGCAUCAACGGCUGCAUCUCUAACACGGCUACUGCCCUUAAGUGUGGGAGUCUGACUCUACCGGGACUGCCUUUUAACCUAGACAAAAUCUCUGCCAUGGAGUCCGGGGUGUACGAUGUCCAAGAAGCCCUGGAGGACCCUUUGAACCCAGACUACCAGGAAAGCCGAAUCCCGCUCGAAAAAGCCAGUGCCCAUCUCCUCUUCAUCGUUGGGGAGGAUGACCGCCACUGGAAGAGCUCUGUUUAUGCUGCCGCCGCCGCCACGCACCUCACAGAGCACGGAAAGACAAAUUUCACUCUUCUAAGUUACCCCAAUGCUGGUCACAGAAUAGAUCUCCCUUACAGCCCUUUUUGCCCCAUAUCCCUGGACCCCAUGUUACAGCUGCCUGUUUGUGGAGGGGGACAGCUCAAAGGCCAUGCUGUCGCUCAGAUUGAGUCUUGGAAGGAGAUCUUGGAGUUUCUGUACUUGCAUCUAGGGUAAAGGCGAGCAAAGCAUGCAGUUAAAUUUACAGUAUGCUUAGCACAAAUAAAGGGUUGCUUUUUAAAAGGAUCAUGCCAACUUUUUUUUUGUUUGGUAACUUGCCUGUGAAAGCAGUACAUUGAAUGGACAGACAUUUCCUCAGCAUAACAAAGGCUGUUUAAGACAAACUCACAACUAGCAUCAUUCUCAAUGGGGAAAAACUGAAAAGUUUUCCCUAAAAUUGGGAACUAAACAAGGAUGUCCACUGCCACCACUAUUAUUCAACAUAAUCUUUGUGUUCUUCACCACUGCAAUCAGAUGAAAAAGAGAUAUCAAAGGUAUACAUUUUAGAAGGGAGGAAAUCAAACUCUCACUAUUUGCUGAUGGUAUGAUAAUAUACCCAGAGAACUCCAAAGACUCCAGCAAAAAUCUACUGGAAAUAAUUCAGUAAAGUAGAAAGAAGUAAAAUAAGUA